GCCGAGGAAUACGCACACGUCAUUAAGUUGCGACUUGCAGACUUGGCGUUUGUUUCUGUUUGCUAAAGUAGCUGCAUACAAGUCAUAAUAAAUCCAUGAGACAAAUACACACAAUUCUGCUAUUGUAGACACAUGUAGAUAGUGUUCAACGGUGGAGGCUGUGUUGGGAAGUGUGUGUCAUAUGCGUCCAGUAUGAGCGGGGGUUUGGCACCAAGCAAAAGCACCGUGUAUGUGUCAAACCUGCCAUUCUCUCUUACCAACAAUGACCUACACAAGCUGUUCACCAAAUAUGGAAAAGUUGUAAAGGUUACAAUCGUUAAAGAUAAAGACACUCGCCAGAGUAAAGGGGUGGCGUUUGUUCUCUUCCUGGACAGAGAAUCAGCUCACAACUGUGCAAGAGCAGUGAAUAACAAACAGUUGUUUGGCAGAACAGUUAAAGCUAGCAUUGCCGUUGACAAUGGACGAGCAACUGAGUUCAUAAGAAGACGGAACUACACGGACAAGACGAAAUGCUACGAAUGUGGGGAUACAGGUCAUCUGAGCUACGCAUGCCCCAAAAACAUUCUGGGAGAGAGGGAACCUCCAAAGAAGAAAGAAAAGAAAAAGAAGAAAAAGGCUGAACAACCUGAGCAUGUUGAAGAAGAAGAAGAAGAAAGUGAAGAAGAGGGAGAGGACCCAACCUUAGAUAGUCUGAGCCAAGCUAUAGCUUUUCAGCAAGCUCGUAUUGAGGAAGAGAACGAAACACAGAAGAAGCAGGCACGUUUGGCUCAAGAGGACGGAGCCCGUGCUUCAACAUCCUCAGACUCUAAGAAACCAAGGAUCAAAAAGAGUGCGUACUUCAGUGACGAGGAGGAGCUUAGUGACUAAUAAUAAUAAUAAUAAUACACAGUUUGGACAUAAGUUGUUUGUUAAAUAUUGUUUUGUGUUUUUAGGUUGACAAUGAUGAAUUUACAUAUUCCCCUUUUUGUAACUAAGGCAAUU
Molecule: messenger RNA, 981 nt
Organism: Etheostoma cragini (Arkansas darter)
Lineage: Eukaryota; Metazoa; Chordata; Actinopteri; Perciformes; Percidae
Gene: zcrb1
Product: zinc finger CCHC-type and RNA binding motif 1
Exons: 8
Coding region: 193-867 (224 amino acids)
Biological process (GO): mRNA splicing, via spliceosome
Cellular component (GO): U12-type spliceosomal complex
Molecular function (GO): zinc ion binding; RNA binding
Source: RefSeq, a predicted model, not a curated record